Molecule: messenger RNA, 3380 nt
Organism: Benincasa hispida (wax gourd)
Lineage: Eukaryota; Viridiplantae; Streptophyta; Magnoliopsida; Cucurbitales; Cucurbitaceae
Gene: VLN1
Product: villin-like 1
Biological process (GO): cytoskeleton organization
Molecular function (GO): actin filament binding
Source: RefSeq, a predicted model, not a curated record
CAGCUAAUAAAAAGGCGCGGGGUCAAGCUUCCCCACUUCUUCCUCUCUGUCAAACAAAGUUGAAAAAAAAAAAAAGCUCACUCUCUCUCGCAUGGUGGAUUGUGGGGUCCUUUUGUUAGCUGAAACCAUCAGACUUAAACUUUGGUCUUCCAUUUCCUUCAUCUCUCUCCUCUCUGCUCUGAACUUCUGUCAGUUCUUUCUCUCUUUUGCUUUGUGAUCAUUUCCAUUGACGAGUUCUUCAUUCUCCAAGCCCCUGCCGAGAAGCUUGUGCAGAGCUAUGAGCGAUAAUGUCGCUUUUCUUUAAAGACGCCGAUCCAGUGUUUCAAGGCGCAGGGACCAAAGCUGGGCUGGAAAUCUGGUGUAUCGAGAACCUUGAAGUAGUUCCUGUCCCAAAAGCUUCACACGGGAAGUUUUACUCUGGAAGUGCUUACAUAGUUUUGAACACAACUGUGCCGAAAUGUGGAAUUCCCCAGCAUGACGUGCAUUACUGGGUGGGAGAAAAUGCAAACAAGGUUGAUUCAGCUUUGGCAUCAGACAAAGCACUGGAACUAGAUGCAGCUCUAGGUUCUUGUACUGUACAAUACAGGGAAGUUGGAGGGCAAGAAACGGAGAAGUUUUUAUCAUAUUUUAAACCAUGUAUCAUACCUUUAGAGGGAGUAUACUGCUCACAGCUUCAGCAUCCCAAAGAUAAAACAUACCGUAUCAGACUUCUGACCUGCAAGGGAGACCGUGCGGUUCAUGUUAAGGAAGUUCCCUUUUCUCGGUCAUCAUUAAACCACAAUGAUGUAUUCAUCCUUGACACUGCAUCAAAAGUUUUUCUCUUUAGUGGAUGCUAUUCUAGCAUACAAGAAAGGGCUAAAGCGUUGGAUGUUGCUCAGUACAUUAAAGAGAAUAAUCAUAGUGGAAGCUGCGACUUAGUAACUAUAGAUGAUGGAAAAUUUGUGGGUGAUUCUGAUGUUGGUGAGUUUUGGAGCUUUUUUGGUGGAUUUGCUCCCAUUCCUCGUGAUGUGUCUUCUGAUCAGACAUCAUCUGAUUCAUCAAUUAAAUUAUUUUGGAUAAACACUCAAGGGAAAUUGUAUCCGAAAGGAAAUGAUAUUUUGAGCAGAGAGAUGCUUGAGACGGACAAAUGCUAUAUGCUAGAUUGUGAUUCACAGUUAUUCGUUUGGAUGGGGAAACAUACUUCUGUUACGGAACGCAAGACAUCGAUAUCAGCUGUAGAGGAUUUCGUUAGAAAGCAGGACAGAUCAACUGGCACCCACUUAACUUUCCUAACUGAAGGGUUAGAAAUUGCUGCAUUUAAGGUCUGUUUUGAUGAUUGGCCCAACACCGUGGAGCCAAAACUAUACGAUGAAGGCCGAGGAAAAGUUGCAGCAAUUUUCAAGCAACAUGGCUAUGAUGUGAAGGAGCUUCCUGAACUAGACUUCAAGCCAUGUAUAAACUUGCAAGGCAGGAUCAAAGUUUGGCGGGUAGAUGGUGAUAGUACUACUCUUCUUCCAGAGGUAGAACAGAAAAAACUUUUCACUGGGGAUUGCUAUAUUGUGCAAUAUACAUAUCAUGGAAGUGGUAGGGAUGAGAAUAUAAUUUAUUCCUGGCUUGGUCGCAGGAGUGUGAUGGAGGACAGACGAGAAGCCAUAUCCCAUUUGAACACCAUUGUCAAUUUGACCAAAGGGGAUUCGGUUGUGGCUCAAGUAAUUCAGGAUAAGGAGCCAGAUCUAUUUUUCUUUAUUUUCGAGAUAUUAAUUAUUUUUAAGGGAGGCAAGAGUACACAAUACAAAAAGAAUCUAGACGACAGAGAUAUUGAUGAUGAUACCUAUGAUGAAAGCAAAAAUGCACUUUUCCGAAUUCAAGGGACGGGCCUGGAUAAUAUGCAGGCAAUCCAAGUUAAUCUAGUUUCAGAUUCCCUAAAUUCAUCCUACUGUUACAUCCUUCAAACUGGAUCAUGCGUCUUCACUUGGAUUGGCAGUCUCUCUUCAACCAGAGACCAUGAAAUUCUAGACAGGAUGGUGGAAAUGAUAAAUCCAACAUGGCAACCUGUAUCAGUCAGGGAAGGGAGUGAGCCCGAUUUAUUCUGGGAAAUACUUGGUGGAAAGUCAGAGUAUCAAAAGGGAAAAGAGGUCAAAGGGCCUAUUGAAGAUCCACAUUUAUUUGUCUUGAACAUCAGUGAAGGUGAUUUCAAGGUGAAGGAGAUUUACAAUUUUACUCAAGAUGAUCUAACAACCGAAGAUGUUUUAAUUCUUAAUUGCCACAAUGAGAUUUAUGUUUGGCUGGGAUGCCACGCAAAUGUUGGGGGGAAGGAACAAGCACUCGACCUUGCCCAUAAAUUUCUAGAGAAAGAUGUUUUGGAUGAAGGAAUUUCUCUUGACACUCCCAUAUAUAUUGUCACUGAAGGUCACGAGCCACCACUUUUCACUCAGUUCUUUCAAUGGGAUUUCUCAAAAGCAAAUAUGCACGGUAAUUCGUUUGAGAGAAAGCUCGCUGUUUUGAAAGGAAAAUUACAUAAUGUUGAUUCACCUGUAAGAAAAUCAUGGAAAGCACUCUCAAGGGAAACUACACCAGAUGGAUCAAGACGCACCUCAUUAAGUCCCUUUCAGCACGAAAGAAGUCUAUCUCCUGCAUUAAGAGGUUCAGGAUCACAUUUAAAGUCUCCAAACAGAGAUCAUUUUUCCACUCCAACGCAAGCUGUCAGAAAGCUCGAUUUGACAUCUUCUCCUUCUCAAUGUGCUGGUUCCUCGACCGCAGCAUCAUUAUCACCUUCGCUGAUUCCUAGUAAAAGUAGUGAUGUCUUACAGAAUAAUGGAGAUAUGGCUGCUGAAAAUCUAUCAAUAUAUCCAUAUGAACGGCUGACCGUGAUAUCUAAAGACCCAAUUGGGGACAUAGAUGUGACCAGGCGAGAGGCUUAUUUAAGCGAAGAAGAGUUUGAAGAGAAAUUUGGGAUGGGAAAAAUAGCAUUUUACAAGCUUCCAAAAUGGAAACAAAACAAGCUCAAGAUGACCCUUCAUCUUUUCUGAUGGAAACUCGACGUUUUUUUACCCUCCAAUUCCGUAAUGGGUUGAUUCUCAAUCUUACUUCUAAUCCACGUUUUUCUUUUUCAUUUAUAUUUUGCUUUAAACUGUUUCCAGUCGUUUGAUUUGGUUGUUGUUCUCUUGAUGGUGCUGAUUUUAGUACUUCACCUAAAUAGCACGUUUGAAUUGAUUUGCAAUCUACUUGCAAAAAGAGGGGGAAAAAAAUAGAUGAUUAUUUUGCUUUUUACCCAUUUGUAUUAGUUAUCACCCAUACGGAAUUGAAAAUUAGGUGUUUGUAAAAAUUACAUUGAUGAAACUUAUUUGGUAUAUGUAAAGUGGUUGAACUGGUUGAUGAGUUAGACUUAGAUUGACGAAGAA